GGGAAGUGAUGGCAGUAAGGGUUAGUUCUCAGCGUCCUGCUUGGGCACAGCUCCUGGGCCCUCCACAUCGGCCUUUCCUGGCGUCUGAGGGCGGCCUUGGGGUCACUAUCUGGCCCUGAGGGGUGGAGGCAGGUGGAGAGGAGUCUGCAGUGGGGAAAAUAGUGGAGUGGGUGUCCCUGCGUAAGGGCUGCCUCCUGUAGUCUCCCUGGUCGUCCUUUUAGUCACCGACUGUCCAAAAGCAGAUCUACAGAUGCAGAGAGCUUCCUUUCUGCUUUAUGGACACGGGUGUGAGGAGAGGUGCUGCUGGCCCACAACUGCUGCUAGAUGGCCUUUUGCCUGGCACGGUGCUGGUGACUCUGUCUCUGCUUCCUCUUGGCAGAACUUUAUGCUCAGGCAUGCUGUUUGCUUCUGAGAAGUGGGGGGAGGAGUAUGGAUGCACUCUUUGAUUGAAAACCAGGUGUGUCAGUGAUGGAGGAGAUCUGACAUGUGCCUGUGGCUUUGUGGCCAGGAGCACUCCUGAAUUUAUCAGCGUAGAAGAGAUGAGCCCAGGUAACCAGCCAGGUGGCUUCCUGACAUGAUAAACUGGAGGAAGAUCAGGAGGUAGCAACAGGACAACCACUUCUCACCUGGACCUGAGAGUUAAAGGAGAGAAAAGAACGCAGAGGGGGAGGAAGGAAUUUUUUCAUACGUGAGCCGAAGGGUUAGAAGAAGUCAUGCAUUGAAUUUAACACCAACAUGGGAGUAUUUGUGAUCUGUGAGAGCUGGCAUCAUUGAGAUCAUUUUUCAGACCUGAGACAAAAUUGGAGGAAGACCGAACAAACUGCACAAAUAAAAGGUAACAAGCUGUGAAGGUUAUGUGAAGGCACGGAUCUGCAUAGAACCUCUGAACCUAAAGAAGUGGAGAAAAACAGCUAAUGGAGGACGGAUGAAAACCCUUUGGAGGCAAAGAGUGUUCAACAGCAGAUUAUUUGCUUCGAGUCCCAGACGUAGCUUAAAAUUCAGAUGGGACUUAACGUGUAGCCUUCUGGGGGACUCAUUAGCUGUGGGUCUAUGGACGAGGUGAAAGAAAAAAGGUUAUGUUCACCUGCAACCUAGACAGCGUGCAUUUGUGCCAAUUAGCUAGUGAGGUACGCUGCUCCUGAGACUUGCAUCACUAGGGCCACUGAUGUCUGUGGCAGCACUGGCAGCAAGUACAGACCUGUGGCAGUGAAGGAUGUGGCAUUGCCCUGUAGUUGCUUGGACUGAAAGUACGAAGAUAUCAGUCUACUCCCUUUGCUCCAGCUGCCAUCCACUACAGACUGUCUCUUCUGGCAUUUCAUGAGGAUACAUGUAAUAAGAUUUUUUUCUCACCAAGCAGAACUUCUGAAAAGAGGAGAGAUGAAUGCUGCAGUUCCAGCUUGUCGUGGUCCAUCUGGCCCUUGUGAUCACCCUGCUGCAGUGGCAUUCUAGCUCAAUGCUCCUUGCAGAGGCAGCUCCGGAGCCUUUGGAGCCUUCUGCUGCUUUGGGCAUGGCAGCACAUCCUACUGCCAGCGAGGAGAAGUCAGCCUCCAGCCUGGCAGCCAAACUGCUCCUCCUUGAUGAGCUGGUGUCUCUGGAGAACGAGGUGACUGAGACGAAGAAGAAAAGGAGUUUUCCAGGAUUUGGCUCCCCAAUUGACAGAAUUUCUGCAACAUCUGUGGAUGCCAAAGGCAAACAGAGGAAAGUGGUUGAGCUGCCUAAGAGACGGUUCGGAGUUCCUCUUGACCGGAUCGGAGUGAGCCGUCUUGGCAACACCAAGGGUUCUUCUGUUCUGAAUGAUUGAUGCCAUACAGGAAACAUCACAGAAAUGUGGAAGAUGCAUCAGAGUACAUCUUGUCGUUGACUCAAGGAAUUGACCUCCUGCAAAAUCUACUUCACAUUGUGUUUUACAAACAUUGCAUUUACAAAUAGUAACUAAUUCAGUUCAUCAGGUCAGAAUGCUCUCACAGCUGUGCACGGUGCCACUGACAGGAGGAGACAGAAAAAAAUGUAUAGUUUAAUCGCAUGGCAUUUCUCUCUCAAACCUGCAGAAGUCUGUUCUCCUAGCAAGGGCUGUUAGAAUAUUUGGAUUUAAAAUAAAACUCUCAGAGAAGCCAACAGUAGCCCAUGAAAUGCAGGCAGUUUGCUUUGCGCAUAUCUUUCAAGAGGGUGUUUUUCUGUUAGAUGAAGGGAGGAUUUAACAGUUAUGGGACAAAUCCGUAUUUUAUUUAAACUGCUAUUUCGGAGAAGACAUCUACUGAUAUCAUUAGGAGUUGAUCUGAAUAAGAAAUAAGAAAAAAAUCUUAGGAUUUGCUCUGAUGCUUUUAACAGUCUUUCUUGUAUCUCUGCACCAAAUUUAGAAAUGUUUUCAUUGCACAGCAUAUCCUGAAUUGUGGCGAGACUGUCAGUUUCCUCCUGUAAGCUAACAAAUGCAUUUCAGUCCUCCCUAUGCAUAACAUAGGAUAGCGUCCAAAUAUGAAGUCAUCUACUUCCUAUGCCAUCUGCAUUGUAUGCCUUAUUUUAGUCUCUUGAUGUGUGCAUGGGGCAUAAUCACAUAUCCAACUGUAAAAGUUCAAGCAUUUCUUAGUCUGAUAACAUGUAAAUGUGUGCCUGUUCUCUCUAUUUCAAUUCAGAGUAAACAGGUUAUCUUGAAUCCUG
Messenger RNA from Numida meleagris (helmeted guineafowl), 2655 nucleotides. It is a transcript of the gene OSTN, whose product is annotated as osteocrin. The record is from RefSeq and is a predicted model, not a curated record. Lineage: Eukaryota; Metazoa; Chordata; Aves; Galliformes; Numididae. Gene Ontology annotation, molecular function: signaling receptor binding. The transcript has 7 exons. Gene Ontology annotation, biological process: hormone-mediated signaling pathway. Bases 1382 to 1801 code for a protein of 139 amino acids.